Anopheles stephensi (Asian malaria mosquito) is the source of this 610-nucleotide messenger RNA. It is a transcript of the gene mRpS18A, whose product is annotated as 28S ribosomal protein S18a, mitochondrial. The transcript has 2 exons. Gene Ontology annotation, biological process: mitochondrial translation. The record is from RefSeq and is a predicted model, not a curated record. Gene Ontology annotation, cellular component: ribosome; mitochondrial small ribosomal subunit. Lineage: Eukaryota; Metazoa; Arthropoda; Insecta; Diptera; Culicidae. The coding region runs from base 62 to 547 and encodes 161 amino acids. Gene Ontology annotation, molecular function: structural constituent of ribosome; small ribosomal subunit rRNA binding.
AAACAUUUUGACAGUGACAAGAAUUGCAAAACCGAAAACAAACACUCCGCAGUCAACAACGAUGGCUCUUGCGGCGUGGUCCAAAUACUCGGCAUUUACUAAACUUUCCACAACUAUCGUACGAAAUUUGUCGGUCUCGUCCACAAACCAUCUAAAAGAGAUCAAAGAGGUCAAGACAAACGACACGCUGGUAAUCAAAGGCGAGUAUGUGCCUUCGCCGAGGCAAGAUACGGUGAUUCCGCAGCUGCUCGAGGCGCGUCAGAAAGGCGAGCGGUUUUGUCCGCAGUGCACGCUCGGGCUGGACAUCAAGCACACCGACGUGCUCAUCCUCAGCCAGUACGUGCGUUCCGACGGAUGCAUGUUGCCGCGCCGGAUUACAGGAUUAUGUAAGCGACAGCAACGGCGCAUGGGUGCGCUGGUGACGAUGGCACAGAAAGCGGGCCUCAUGCCUAAUCUGAACCCGUCCACAAGCAAGCGAGAUCCCAAACAGCGGUACCAGUGGAAGAAGUACAACAAAUAUUACGACGAGGAAACGAUUAAAUGUUAAUACCAUGAGGAGCAGUCACAUAAAGUAGCACAUUUGGGGCCGUACCAUCGGUGUAAAUGUUUA